UGCUGGAAGUGGGGUUUCUUUGGUGCCUUAAUUGCGAGCAUGAGAUGGACGUGAAUGUGUUUGUUCGGUUGACACCCAAGAGCAGAACGGCGUGCAACCCCACCCAUCCGCCAGCUUGACUGACAAUCCUACCGGAUAUCCGACGACUGAUGGACGCAACAGGUGCAACAUUUGGGCCGCCGAGUCUGAUCAUUAUGACUCGCCUGCCGGUCCCAUCACCAGGCGUACUAACCCGGUUGCAGCAAUAAGUCGUCACUGUUAAGACGUUCCUCUGGCUGGACAGGAACAGGCAACAGAACCUGGUGAUGGGGAAAGAAAUAAAUUAAGGAGAGAAAGAAGAUGACCAAAACCGGCCCCCACGGAGCAUCCAAGGUAAGGCUCAAGGCGCUUGAGUCGCCGCAUCUCAUGGUGGUCAGGCCAUCUCGACGUCGUUUGACCAGCACCCGAGCUUCAAUCUCGAACCAAGUGUUUCCCCGUUGCCAGAUCCAUACCCCCCCGUACGCAGUUGGAGCAUCUUUGGAGUCGCGCAAAGAUGCUACGCCGCCCCUCCCCUCCUGUCUUCGACCACAUAGCUCUGCUCCAUUGCGGGUUUCCGGUUUCCUCGGCUUCGCAUCUUGCCUACUGUACCCAUUCUGUCACCGAAUUGCGAGGGCGGAAUGCGCGCGGCUGUUGCCCAAGAAACCAGGUCGACUCUGGCAAUCAGUCCAUCGUCAACGCCGCCACGACAUCAUACGUACAACCGCGAGCCUCGGGAAUCGCUACUUCGUAGCGGCAGCUGGGAUUCCCGCGACGAGCUUUGUUGGGUCACGGCACGCGUUCUGAAUCUCGUGACGCGAGGCUCCAAAGUCUCUCCCCCUCUCUCUCUCUCUCUCUCUGCUUCUAUCUCGAUACCAUAUAGGUCUAGGGGCCGCUAUCAGCUGCAUCAGGCCAUGUGCAGCCUUGUUCGCCGUCGUGGG
This is a messenger RNA of Colletotrichum navitas, 956 nucleotides long. RefSeq lists its product as uncharacterized. NCBI's taxonomy places the organism in Eukaryota, Fungi, Ascomycota, Sordariomycetes, Glomerellales, Glomerellaceae. The transcript has a single exon. The record is from RefSeq and is a predicted model, not a curated record. Bases 340 to 822 code for a protein of 160 amino acids.